CGAUACCAGUCUUCGUCGUCAUUUCAAUCGGUAAAGUAUCGUUUCUUGUUGCACUUGAGUGAGGCUCUGUGUAAAGUUUAAUAUCUUGCAUGAGAUUUUAAUGGUGGAUUAUUAAGUUUUUUCGUAAUUAUUUCAUCAUAAGUUUUUGGAAUUCCUUAAUAUCUUCAAGAAAAUUAGAUUGAACGAAUCUCAACGUGCUUUUGACCUUUGGAUCCAUUUGUGCUAAAAAAUAAAAAACGAAAAUGAGUUUGGUUUGGAGUUUAAUCGCAUCUUUCCUGUACGUCGAGAUCGUUAUCGUGCUACUGCUGGUACUUCCGGUGGCCAGCCCUCAACGAUGGCAACGAUUCUUCAAGAGCCGCUUCCUGGCUAUGUUGAGCCGGCAGGCCCAGACCUAUUUCUAUCUGUUGCUGUUUGUGCUAGUCCUGUUUCUGCUGGAGGCCAUCCGGGAGAUGCGCAAAUAUUCGCACAGCGGUGAGUUAGAUCACGGCGCUGAACAUCUGAACGUUGGUCUGCAAAACAGUCUCCGUUUGUUCCGUGCCCAGCGUAACUUCUAUAUCUCCGGCUUCGCAAUCUUCCUGUCCCUUGUAAUCCGCCGUUUGAUUUCGCUCAUCACAACCCAGGCUCAGCUGCUGGCUCAAUCGGAGGCUUCCAUGAAGCAGGCCCAAAGUGCUACCGCUGCUGCCCGCAGUCUGUUGACCCAGAAGAAGGAUGACGAAACCAAGCCAUCGGCUCCUUCAGCCGAUGAAGUUGCUGUUGACGAUUUGAAGAAACGCAUCAGCGAACUGGAAACCGAGCUGGCCCGGGAACGCAAAGAUAAGGAAGCGAUGAAAUCUCAAUCGGAAAGCUUGAACCGCGAAUACGAUCGGCUUACGGAGGAGUUCAGCAAACUGCAGAAGCGAGUAACGAUUACCAGCAACGAUAAGAGCGAUUAAAUGGUCAAUCAAAACCCCGACCUAUCAUCUAUCCACGUUCUGUUUAUGGUAAUGAGGUGGCGUUUAUUAGCACUCUGAAUUUUAACAGCGAUACGAGGAUGGUAGCAUCUCGUAAUUGUUUGUUCCCCUGAAUAUAUUAGUAAGACAUGUUCGUUUUUUGGUGAAUUGUACUUGAAUUCUGGUAUCUAGAGCUUAUCUCGAAUCGAUUAUCAAUGGUAGCGCGAUUUCGAUGACAAAGGACUGUUCAGAAAAGACUCUUUCAAAAAAAUUAAAUCAAUUCAAAGAUUACUUAUGGUAAUUUAGUGGAGCUAAUUCACACACAUAAAAUGCAGGAUGCUCCAAUUUUUUCCUUAACCAUUACAUCGUCAUUUCUAUUUAAACUGUUAUAAACCUGUAAAUCUAAGGAAUGGAUAAUAAACUUGAAAUUGAAUUUCUAA
Molecule: messenger RNA, 1369 nt
Organism: Uranotaenia lowii
Lineage: Eukaryota; Metazoa; Arthropoda; Insecta; Diptera; Culicidae
Product: B-cell receptor-associated protein 31
Exons: 4
Coding region: 243-932 (229 amino acids)
Biological process (GO): endoplasmic reticulum to Golgi vesicle-mediated transport; intracellular protein transport
Cellular component (GO): endoplasmic reticulum membrane; endoplasmic reticulum
Source: RefSeq, a predicted model, not a curated record